AGGAAGAACCAGAAUAGAUAUUAGAAUAAACAUAAUGAACGUCUUCGUAAUUUUAAAGGAAAACGCCAGUAGGUACGAUUGAGCUCCGGUAUUUCUUAUUGCUGCUAUAGGGUGAACACGACGAAGUUAUUCAGAGAGAGAGAGAGAGAAGGAGAUUGUUAGCAAAGAUCAAAUUGCGAGAUUGGUUUAGUUUAGGGACCGUUUCACUGUUUUAGCAAUUCAAUCUCUUCUCUCUCGUGUUCGCUUCAAGAUGGCGACUGAACCAGCUAUGUAUAUCCGAGUUAAGCGUAACAAGUCAACUUACUUUAUCCAAUGCGGUCCAGCUGAGAAAAUUCUGGAUAUUAAGCAGAAAUUAAAUGUUCUGGUUGACAAGCCAGUAAGUGAUCAACGACUGACCUUAAUGCCGAACGGAGAAGUGUUGGAGGAUUCAAAGUCAUUGGCCGACCAUAAUGUUGAAAAUGAUGCUGUUGUCGCGUUAACAUUGAGAAAAGAUGAUAAUGAAUUUGAGGAUAUCAAUAUUUUGCGGCCAAAUGAUUUCUACCAGAACCGUGACGGAGAUGGUGGCAAUUGGUGAGCCAUGAGAAUUCAUAGCUGCAGCAUGAUUUUUUAGGUAUAGCUAUACACAUACUGUAGUGGUCUUAUGUAUCGAGCAUUGGAUUUUAGUUUCAUAUAAAUACUAUAGUUCAGAUUUGUAGUUAGAUUCUAAUGUAUGCCGAAAUGUUCAUGCUUACUGGCAAGUGAGUUGCUUAUGCCAGGAGACAGUUUAGACAUUCGGGUAUGUGUAAUGUAGUUGCUGCUAUAUAUAUGGGAUUAUUUAGGGCAUUUUACGGGAGAACGAGCUUUGGGAACUUGGCAGAAGCCGUUCUUCAGGUUGUUUCAGGUCCACAAUACAUUAUAGUGUCUGGAAAAAAUUGAUAUGCAUUUGCCGUUCCAGUAUGAGCAAAUGCUUUGAGCUUUACAGGUAUCAACUUCGGAGGUAUUGGUUUAGCGAGAUGAUGAUGGUCGGUUGGUUUUGAAUAACUAGAGUUCAAGAACACGAAUAUUAUGUUUGGAUUGAUGGGCAUGUAAAUCUUAUUCCUCUGCCAGAAAAAUCAGAGUUAUACGUACUUGGCAUUAAUAGGUUAAUAGCAUUAGUAGUAGUACCUCUAUCCCACCAGUAACUCCAUCAGUUUAUACGCCAAUGUAAUGGGUAAUUUAUACAAAUUGUUCUUGAUCUA
Molecule: messenger RNA, 1217 nt
Organism: Mercurialis annua (annual mercury)
Lineage: Eukaryota; Viridiplantae; Streptophyta; Magnoliopsida; Malpighiales; Euphorbiaceae
Exons: 5
Coding region: 251-574 (107 amino acids)
Molecular function (GO): protein binding
Source: RefSeq, a predicted model, not a curated record